CGGGCCGGGUCGGAACUGUCAUGCUUGGCUCCGGGCGUUUCCGGCCGGGUCUGUAAAGCUGUGCGACCGGGCCGCGCGCCUGGUGAGAGGGCUGUCUGGGGAGCAUGUCGAGUUUCUCUAAGGCGUCCCAGCAAUGGGCCACUUUUGCCCGAAUGUGGUAUCUCUUGGAUGGGAAAAUGCAGCCGCCUGGAAAACUUGCCGCCCUCGCGUCGAUGAAGCUCCAAGGACUCCACAAGCCUAUAUACCAUCAACUGAGUGACUGUGGCGAUCAUGUUGUCAUAAUGAACACAAGACACAUUGCAUUUUCUGGAAACAAGUGGGAGCAGAAAGUAUACUCCUCACACACUGGCUACCCAGGUGGAUUUAGACAAGUAACAGCAGCAGAGCUUCACCAGCGGGAUCCAGUGGCAAUUGUAAAAUUGGCCAUUUAUGGCAUGCUGCCCAAGAACCUUCACAGAAGAACAAUGAUGCAACGACUACAUCUUUUUCCCGAUGAUAAUAUUCCAGAAGAUAUUCUGAAAAAUUUAGUGGAAGAACUUCCUCAGCCACGCAAAGUACCUAAACGUCUUGAUGAAUACACACAAGAAGAAAUAGAGGCUUUCCCAAGAGUAUGGUCUCCACCUGAAGAUUAUCGCAUAAAGUAGCACUGAGGCCAUUGAAACUCCUUC
Molecule: messenger RNA, 668 nt
Organism: Ochotona princeps (American pika)
Lineage: Eukaryota; Metazoa; Chordata; Mammalia; Lagomorpha; Ochotonidae
Gene: MRPL13
Product: mitochondrial ribosomal protein L13
Exons: 7
Coding region: 105-644 (179 amino acids)
Biological process (GO): negative regulation of translation; translation
Cellular component (GO): ribosome; mitochondrial large ribosomal subunit
Molecular function (GO): mRNA binding; structural constituent of ribosome
Source: RefSeq, a predicted model, not a curated record